This is a messenger RNA of Coregonus sp. 'balchen', 6566 nucleotides long. The record is from the annotation of a GenBank genome assembly. Lineage: Eukaryota; Metazoa; Chordata; Actinopteri; Salmoniformes; Salmonidae.
GCCAAACUUCAGCAAAUCGCAAAUGGACGGAUCCGUCAAUGCCGCGAAUGAUGGUGGAAAACUCGCUGCCAUAGAAAGCCAUAGAACGCAAACUAUCCAAAACGAGCUUUAAAAGGGAAAGAGCUAGAUGCUUAACUCAACAUAACCCAUUUUUACUCGUAGGCUACAUCAUACCGUUUGCAACAUCGGCUCUGUCCGAGGACUGCGUAAAGGUGCUGGAAAGGUUCUGGGAGCGAGAAUGGAGCGGGCGCCAAGCUCAAGCCCCAGCGGCGUAAGUCAGCCCCCACAACCUGCCCAGCAUGAACCUAUUAGUUUCGGCAUUGACCAGAUUCUCAGUGGUACCGACCAGGACGGUUCACAGAACACCACCCGGAGUGGUUCGGAUACUGGCAACUUCACAAGUGGAGGAAGUUACCACCUCGGUAGUCCAACUGGAGCCAGUGCAGCGCCCUUCACUUCGCUUUCCGGUUCUUUCCAUGGCAUCGCAUCAUCAUACGAGGAAUCAAGUGCAUACGGAGUGAACUUGACUUUCACCCCAGGAGGGGUGAUACGCGUUCCGGCGCACAGACCGCUGGCCGCCGCAGUGCCUCCUCCUAUAGCCAGCGCGGUACCCGGGCUAGGCAGCAUCAGCUUCCCCUGGAUGGAGAGCAGCCAAAGAUUCGCAAAGGAAAGAUUCGCAGGUAAACUAUCUCCAUUCAAUGUGUAGGCUAUUUUAGUCCAGGAGUGGUUUAAUCUGGGACUGGGUAAACGGCCCUAAAAGCAGAUUGUUGGGAUGUACUGCAGUAGGCCUGAUAUUCACCAGCCUAUUAAGAGGAAUUCAAAGAGGAAUUUUCGUUUCACUCAUGGAGUUUAAAUGGAUUUGACCACGUCCACAAAUAAAUUAUACAGGACUAGUCGAAUCAAUUCACCAGAUUAACUUGAAUUGUAGCCUAAUUCUGAAAGCUUUAUACUGAGGGAAAAUACGGAUAGAAAUAAAAUCAACAACAACAUUGCAUGCAAGCAAAAUGCAAACAGAUCUAAAUGCAAACAGUUCAAAAUAAGGAAACAUUGAAUUAUUCAUUAUCCUAUAUUAUUUCAUAUUUCAAAGUAAGGUUUAGCCUAACUCAAAGGAGAAAGUUUGACAUAAAAAAACAACUUUAAAACAUGGGGUAGAAAUACUGGCCGAAUUAGGUUCGUUCUCUCGAAGCGAUGAAUUGGGCACAACAAUACUUUGCAAGUUGCACCAUUACAACUAUGUCAAUAUAACAAUAAGCACACUUUUCAUGUAGGUUUUACCACACAAUUGAACAAGCAAAUAUGAACUGAUCACAAAUAUAAAACUGCAACCCGUGUUAUUCUAAUAAAUAAACACAGGCCUAUUUCAUCGGAAGACCAAAACUGUAGACUCCCAUUCAAAUAUAAUUAUUUAACUUUGUAUCAAUUUAGAACCGUUUAUGAAAAUAAACACAUUUUAUCCAAAUUUGGAAUAAUACUUCGAUUUAGAUCGAUAGGAGGGGUGUGCUGUUAUCGACAUUUCUCAGAUACAUUGCACAAGUGUUUCAGACUUCUUCGUUGGCUAUUAGCUACAUCACUUGUCUCUAGCAACUCGACCUAAUUAUGUUACUACUGAAGGAACAGUUAUUGCUUGGAUUUUGAAUCCUGUGUGUGUGUGUGUCUUGCUAAACGGGACAUAUUAUAAUGCUAUGUGUAUUAUGAUGAUGAUGAUGAUGAUGAUGAUGAUGAUGAUGAUGAUUGUUAUUAUUACUACAAUUUGGCCUAUUAUUAUAAUCAUUAUUAUUAUAAUCAUUAUUAUAAUUAUUAUUAUUAUUAUUUCCACACAAUAUAUACAGUUGUUGCAGUAUUUAAAACCAUAAUUUGGGGUACUAGAAGGGGUAAAGCCUUACAUAAUGUACAUUUAUUUCUAUUUCUAUUUCUAUUUCUGUUUAUUCAAACUAAAUGUUUACAUGGAACAUCUAAAUGAACUAAGAGUAUAAAAUACUUUUAACUAAGUUAUUCCUUUAUUGAGAGAAAUGAACGCUAAAACAGAUAAUUGGUCAAUACUUAUGGUAGGCCUACUGUUUGCCAUUGUCAUAUUGUAAUUACAUUUAUUGUAAAUUAGACACUCCAGAAAAAAAGUAAAAUAGGAGAACCUCUUCAUCUGUAACGUAAAAUAUUUUCCCCUGUAACAUUUAUCAGAACCUUUGUUUUUCUUCUGGAGGGCACUAUGUAAAGUGUCAUUAAUAUUGCAGGAGGGUUAUAUAUGAUUGCCUGUCAGCGUUUUGUGACAAAAGGAAGAAUCUCUCCACAUCAGAAAUGAAUGGGGAAAAACACUCAACCUCUUUUCAUGGACAUCCUCAACAUUAUUGACUGUCAACGUAUGUACAUAUUCUGAAUAUACAGCACUAUUACAGCAAUGUCUGCUACUACUAGACAAUAACCCAUAAUGUAAGAGGAAAUAUAAUACAAAGAUCUGAAUUUUGAGCAGUACUUUUAUCAACUAACCAUGGACUAAGACUGAGUUGAUAAUUUUGCCAUGUUUCAAAAUAGAUAGAAAUAAGUUAAACGUAUGUUCAAUUUGGAUUUUGCGUUGAUUAGAAUUAGAUUAGAAUUAUUCAAUUAAAUAAAUCGGCCUCUAAAGACCCAUAGAACACCUGUAAAACCUAUUCAGCUGUACUCCAACAUUCCAGUUCUAUGAGAGAGAGGGGAGGGUGGUAUAUAGGUCAAACCAAUGAGCAUGUACAUUUAUUUUGAUUAUAGUAUCAAUUUAGAGAUUUUAAUGCGGACUACAAUGUCCUUCAACAAAUUGAACACAACAUAAGAAGAUCGAGUGAACCUGUGCAUGACCUGCUUUUUUUGUUUGUCCAAUGCCCCCACACGCAUGCACACACACACACACACAGCUGCACUGACGCCAUUCACAGUGACCCGGCGGAUUGGUCACCCCUACCAGAACCGCACCCCUCCGAAGAGGAAGAAGCCACGGACGUCUUUCUCCCGGGUGCAGAUUUGUGAGCUGGAGAAACGCUUUCACAGACAGAAGUACCUGGCCAGCGCUGAGCGGGCCGCUCUUGCCAAGACCCUCAAGAUGACCGAUGCACAGGUCAAGACCUGGUUCCAGAACCGCAGGACCAAGUGGAGGUGAGACGCUGGGCUGGAGAGGGGGAGGAGGGGAAAGAGAUGAGGAUGAGUUGUUGUCUGAGUGGUUUCUCUGGAGAAAGACGAGGAUCUAGUCUGCGUUUUCUCUAGAGUGGUCAGCAGAGAAACACAUCAUCAGUUACCACUUUCUGAUGUCAAUUUUCAAUUUUAAGAAUUAUAGCUUGAAUACAAUAUCCGCAGUAACUUUGAGUUCUAAUACAUGUUAUAGAGGUGUGUUAGGUCCCUACCUAACUGUGUAUCAAUGCUAAUGGAAACCCAAUAACUCAGGUGAGCAAAACCUAACAGGCAUAUCAAAUCAAAUUUUAUUGGUCACAUACACGUGUUUAGCAGCUGUUAUUGUGGGAGUAGCGAAAUGCUUGUGUUUCUAGCUCUGACAGUGUAGUAAUAUCUAACAAGUAAUAUCUAACAAUUUCACAACAUAUACCCAAUACACACAAAUCUAAGGAAAGCAAUGGAAUUAACAAUAUACACUGUACAGCUCAGCCUCACAAACCCAACCUUUUUUUACCCACCAUGACCCUCUACAGCAGGGGUGGGCAAACUUUUGGGCUCAAAGGCCACAUUGAGAUUUCGAAAUUCAACGGAGGACCGCACAGAUUAUUUUUUAUACAGAUUUGUUUGUCAAAAUCAAUUUGCGUGGCAGAAAAAGGGCAGUCUUUAGAAAAUAUAUAGGUCCAUUAUAAUUUCUACAUACUUUCUAUCUAGUUAUAGACGUUGAAGAGUGGGCGGGAGUGUUUUUCUAACCCAACAUAAAAUCGUUUUUUUACUCAAACCUCCAGCGGGCCGGAUUGAAUGGACUUGCGGGCCAGAUCCGGACCAUGGGCCAUAGUUUGCCCACUCCGCUCUGCAGUCAGAACACAAGUCUAGGGACAGUCCAUGGAUUAUGCUUUUCCUAACACCGUUCACUCAGCUCUAUAGAGUGUCAUUAAUAUUGGACUAAGUGUUUGGAUCAAAGAUUUUGUGACAUAUGGAAAAUAUGUCUUGACAGUUUUGGAGAUAAAACAUUCAGAUGUAAUAGCUUAACCUAUAAAAUAUGAAGUGGAUCACUUGCACACCCACACAGUCAAAUGUAAUGUAGGCAACACAAUAAAUUGUGAUGUUAUAUCACGAAGGAGCAUUUUUGGAGCAUAGCAAUAAACCUGAAUACAAUAAACAGUGUUAAGAGAGUUAGUUUGAAAGAGCUAGCUUUAUGAGUAUUGCAAAGGUAUGGCUCUAGUGUCGUCUGUGUUAGAUUGGUUCAGUAUUAAGAUAUGCCUACUGAAGAAGGCUUGCCAUUUGACUCAUAACAAAAAUUAAAUAGCGUGUCUUAUGUAGGACUAGGCUAAAUCUACGUGAGCUAUGUCGACACAUAUAUGUAUUUGACAAAGAAAACCAUAAGUUAUAUAGCCAACAACUGUACAACUAGCCUACUAUAUGGUAAUAUCAGUUGUGUACCGCAGUUUCCGCAAGGUCUGAGCAAAUGGGGGGCCAGCUACCUUUCCACAAUUCUACACAUUUUGCUAUGGGGCAAACAGAAAAAUGUGUCUUCUAGCUAAUCUCAUGUUAUUUUACACAUUUUGCCAAGAGGCUGAGAGAAAAUGCUGCAGUUUUAAAGAGAAUUUCCUGCAAUUCUACACAUAUUGCCAUGGAACAGAGAGAAAAAUAUGCAGUUUUAUAGCUAAUCUCAUGCUAUUCUACACAUUUUGCAAUGAGGCUGAGAUGUUUUUGUAUUUUUAAAGGGGGAAAUGGGGGGGGGGGGGGGGGGGGGGGGGGGGGUUAUGCCAGUGGGUAAAAUCAUUAUGAAACGUAGCCUAUCCUAACCCACUGUAUAGGCUAAGUAUCUCCACCCCAGAGCCCGUGGGCUGUUGCGCUCACAGUAGCUUGGGCCUACACACUGUCUAAAAAAGAUGUCAGGCUCAGCGCAAAUUUAUCAAACAUGAAUACAUGCAACAUUGUAGCCUAUUAUGUGUAGCUCAGUUGGUAGAGCAUGGCACUUGCAACGCCAGGGUUGUGGGUUUGAUUCCCACGGGGGGCCAGUAUGAAAAAAAAAUUAUGCACUCACUAAGUGUAAGUUGCUCUGGAUAAGAGCAUCUGCUAAAUGACUAAAAUGUAAAUGUAAAAUGUAUUAUGAAACAAUUUGCCGCAAGAUUAAUGCCACUGAAAUACACUGAACUUUAUUAUAUUUCCAGAAAAAUAAACGUACGUGAUGAUACUGUCGCCUAGUCUAGCUACUGCGCAGGUUGCCGCUGGAAAAGGUCAAACAAUGAAUAAUAAAUUACCUAUUUAAUAUGUUUGCAAAUAAUCAAUAUGUUACUAUUUUUAUAACCAAUAAUAAUAAUAUUUUUUAUAGUGCUUUCUGCAAAAUAUAAAAUAUACACAGAAGGUUCUGUUAUCUACAUUAUCUGCAAGACUAUCUGCAAGAGUUGCUCCAUCUUGAGUGCAAUAAUGUGCAAUCAUGUUCUGUUUGGCAACAUUGGUUAGUGUCCUCUCUGGUUUCACCCAUGUGUCAUUAUGGCUCAUGUCAGUGUGGUAUCUCUCCUGCUCUACUGUUUCAACCAUGUGAUAGCUGCAGACAGGUGGUUGUCAUCAGUGUCCCUGUUCUAAUGUUGGCCUCGAUGUCUCUGGGUGCAUCACAUUUUCUCUCUGUGUAACCAUAUCCUCUAACAGUGAAUCUUAAUAAGUGUCCUGUCUACGUCUGUCCUGUCCCUGUCCUCUCCCUACCUGCCCUGUCUUCGUUGCCAGGCGACAGACAGCUGAGGAGAGGGAGGCGGAGCGUCAGCAGGCCAAUCGGCUGAUGAUCCAGCUGCAGCAUGAUGCCUUCCAGAAGUCCUUGAGUGACUCGGUUCCGUCCGAUCCACUCUGCAUCCACAACUCCUCCCUGUUCGCCCUGCAGAACCUGCAGCCGUGGGCUUCUGAGGAAGCAGCAAAGAUGGGCCGUGUCACCGCUCUAGUGUGACAAGGACAGGGUGGGGCCCUCUGGACAUUACACACUCGGACUGGCCAAAAUGCUUACUGACUGAUAUCUAAGAAACUGCACAAAGGUGAUCAGUGAGCAAAUUGAAUUGAAUGAUUUAUUAUUGUCCUUCCAGAACAUAGCCAAAGUGUGUCUGAGGGAGUCUGAGGAUGCAACAAAAACUCCAGUUCCUAAGUACCCUGAUAUGAUCUGGACAUGCAGACUGUUUGGUGGGCCCUUUGUGUCAGAUACAUCCUGGGUGGUAGCCUAUUACCUGUGGUGAUGUACGUGACAUGUCACUGAGCCAGCCCCAUAAUUCCAAACGGACAUAUUGACUGACUGACACAGCACAGAUUGGCUAAUUUGUUCCUCCCACGUCCCAUCUGUUCCUUCACCACUACAGUUACACUAUCAGCUCUGUGCCCCUGCAUCUCAGAGCCGACCAGUCUGCAAAGGAUGAGAAAAUGGAUGGGAAACGGGGAGAGAGAGAGAGAGAGAG